Messenger RNA from Cutaneotrichosporon cavernicola, 891 nucleotides. RefSeq lists its product as uncharacterized. The transcript is spliced from 7 exons. NCBI's taxonomy places the organism in Eukaryota, Fungi, Basidiomycota, Tremellomycetes, Trichosporonales, Trichosporonaceae. The record is from RefSeq and is a predicted model, not a curated record. Gene Ontology annotation, cellular component: proteasome core complex. Gene Ontology annotation, molecular function: threonine-type endopeptidase activity. Bases 1 to 891 code for a protein of 296 amino acids.
AUGGACACUCUCGUAGCCAACAUUGCGCACCCACCAACCGCGCGUCAAUCCAAUGGCGAGGACGAGCACUCGCCCGCGACGUGGGGCAGCAUGGGUGGGUUCGGCAACCUCGACGCCAGCGGCGCUGUGAGCGGCAUGACUGUGCCCGCCGUUCCCGACCCCCUCGCUUUUCUCUCGUUGCACACCGACUCGAUGUCGACCAACCCUCAGGCCAAGAUCAAGCUGGCGCACGGCACGACCACCCUCGCGUUCCGCUUCAAGGGCGGUAUUAUUGUCGCUGUUGACUCUCGAGCCACUGCUGGCAGCUACAUUGCUUCCGGGACCGUCAAGAAGGUCAUUGAGAUCAACCCUUACCUUCUCGGAACCAUGGCCGGUGGUGCUGCCGACUGCCAGUAUUGGGAGACAUAUCUCGGAAUGCAGUGCCGUCUGCACGAGCUACGAAACAAGGAGCGUAUCUCGGUCGCGGCGGCCAGCAAGAUCCUCUCGAACAUCGUGUACCAGUACAAGGGAAUGGGGUUGAGCAUGGGCACUAUGAUCUGCGGCUGGGACAAGACCGGUCCCGCUCUCUUCUACGUCGACUCGGACGGGCAGCGCCUCAAGGGCGACCUAUUCUCUGUCGGCUCGGGUUCGACGUACGCGUACGGUGUACUUGACCAGGGCUACUCGUGGGACCUGUCGGACGAGGACGCACAGGAGCUUGGUCGUCGCUCGAUCUGUGCCGCCGGCCACCGCGACGCAUACUCUGGUAACUCUAUUAACCUAUACCAUGUGCGCGAGAACGGCUGGGAGUUCAUCGACAACUACGACCUCAGCGAACUGUGGUACAAGUAUUCGAAGGAGAAGAUGGACAAGGUCGCUGCGGCGCAGGGCGAGGCGAUUGCUGUUGAGUAG